Molecule: messenger RNA, 1513 nt
Organism: Orussus abietinus
Lineage: Eukaryota; Metazoa; Arthropoda; Insecta; Hymenoptera; Orussidae
Product: odorant receptor 10a
Exons: 7
Coding region: 105-1313 (402 amino acids)
Biological process (GO): detection of chemical stimulus involved in sensory perception of smell; sensory perception of smell
Cellular component (GO): plasma membrane
Molecular function (GO): olfactory receptor activity; odorant binding
Source: RefSeq, a predicted model, not a curated record
GAAACGAGCGGUUCGAUGAUCAGAGUCCCUGAAGAGGACCUCGAAGACGUGGACGAGCUGAUCGCCGUUUCUAAGGAAGGAAACGCGGAGUAGACGUGAAAAGUAUGGAGAUAGAGAUCGACUGGAGCCGAAGAUGGAUGCGACUUUUGGGAGUGUGGCCGGAUCCAAAGUUGACGAAGAAAACCGACGAUAAGUGGGCAUUGUGCAGGUGCAUCGUACCUGGAAUCGUGAUUGUCGGGGUCAUGCAAGUACCCCAGAGUAUGCGAUUGGUUGCAUUUCUGGGAGACCUUGACGAAACCGUCGAAAUCAUGAUGGCCGCUCUGGUACCAGCCACCACGUGCCUCAUGAAGCUGAUUUACCUGUGGAUCAAGAAAGAAGUCCUGAGGCCAGUCAUCUCGUCCAUCAUCCAAGACUGGACCAGGCCGAAGACGAACUUCGAGAAGGACUUGAUGCUGCAGAAUGCCAGGCUGUCUCAGAAAAUCGGAAAAACCUUUUUUGCGAUGAUGUACGUCGCCGUACUUUUUUACGUCAUUCGACAUGCAUUCAAUGAAGUGCAGAGGAGGUUGUCCAAUAAUACAGAGGUCGAGCAGGAAUUCGUACUUCAUGCAAAUUACCCCUUCGACACUUCGAGCACUUGGGUUUACAUCCUCGUUUACUUUUUACAAGUGUUCAGUGACAUGUACGCUGCUCUUCUGUUCGUCACCUUCGACAGCUUCAUCUUCAUGCUGGUUUUACACCUGUGUGCGCAAAUUAAGAUCCAGAGGUCGGUGAUAAAGAAUUUCGCUAUCAGGGAGAUGAGAUCCGAAUUCCAAGCGAUGCUGCGCUCAGUCGUCACUAGAUACGACCAUCUCUCGUGGUUUACCCGAAAAAUCGAGGACUCCUUCAACAAUGUGUUUCUUAGUCAAUUCCUGGCUUGUACUCUCCAGUUUUGUUUCCUUGGCUUCAAAUUCCUCAUGAUCCCGAGAAACGAAACCAGAGGCGUGAUUUUUAUUCAGGGUUGUUGCGUGCUCAUGUACACUUUGUCACUUUUUUUGGUCCCAUUUAUGUAUUGCUAUUUAGGAGAAUGUCUCCACGACGAGAGCACAGGUUUAUGCGAAUCGUGUUACGAGUACGAGUGGUACAAUUUGUCACCACAUGAGGCGAAGUGUCUAAUGUUUAUAAUGUUGAGAUCGCAACACCCUCUGCAAAUAACCGCCGGAAAAUUUUCACCCCUCAUGUUUCGGACUUUCGCGCAACUGUGGCAGACAUCGGCAGGGUACUUGUCGAUGUUGAUAGCAGUCAAAGAUCGCAUAAUCGAGCAACAAAUUUCAUGAUCAUGAACUCUGCAUCCUGCUACUGUCUCCCAAUUGGUCGAUUAUAACAAUAUCGAAACGUUUACGAGGUUAUCAGAGGCAGCUAGCGAUUAUUCGUGGUAUUUUGUAGAUACUCGUUAAAUCAAUUAUAGAAAUUAAUUACUCACAGCCGGUCCGAACUUCGAUUAAAGUGAAGUCAUUCCCGGCGGAUCGAAAUUUUU